Molecule: messenger RNA, 1514 nt
Organism: Corythoichthys intestinalis (scribbled pipefish)
Lineage: Eukaryota; Metazoa; Chordata; Actinopteri; Syngnathiformes; Syngnathidae
Gene: armc1l
Product: armadillo repeat containing 1, like
Exons: 7
Coding region: 123-908 (261 amino acids)
Molecular function (GO): metal ion binding; protein binding
Source: RefSeq, a predicted model, not a curated record
UUGAAUUUGUCUUUUCAACACUAACGAAGUCAUAACACCAACAAUAUUGGCUUUGAACAUCCAGCGUUUCUGCCACGCACAUUGUUGAUCUAAUUUUGCAAGUAUUUAGCUCGUGUUCAGUGAUGAUGGACGCGCUGUCGGUGGUGAGCCAACUGCGGGAUCUGGCGUCAGAACCCCAGAACCGCGAGGCCAUCGUGCAAGAUCAAGGGUGCCUCCCCGGUCUGGUCCUCUUUUUGGACCACCGCAGCCCCGAAGUGCUUCUCGCUACUCUCCAGACCCUUCGCUACUUGGCCGAGUUGUCCCUCAACAUUUCGACCAUGAAGAACGAGUUGGGGAUGAUGGUGAGCCUGGAGAACAUUGUGGCGAGGGACGAGCUGUCCGUCGACGUCACCGAUCUGGCCAAGGAAGUUUACGCAAUUCUGUCGGCGUCGCCCGAGAGGAACGGGAGACAAAAGCCGCAGUUCUUCCUCAACUCGUCCAGCAAGAAGGCCAAAUGCGUGACGUUGCACAUUCAGGGCCUCGACGACACCGAUCGGCGAGGCCUGUGCGAGGAGGCGCUGCUGAAGGUGCGAGGGGUGAUCAGCUUUACUUUUCAGAUGGCUUCCAAGAGGUGCACCGUGCGCGUCCGUUCCGACUUGCCGGCCGAGAGCCUGGCCUCGGCUAUCGCCGACACGCGAGUGCUGUGCGCAAAACAGGUGGUGAAGAACCACGAGGGAGAUGAGGUGUUAAUCCCCCUGAGCGCCGCGGCGCAGAGCGAGCGGGCCCUGCCCGACUACCUCCCCGAGGAAGACGACGAGCCCGAGAAGAAGGCGGCGGGCGCCGUGUCGCGCCCUGCCGCCGCCACCGCCCGCGGCGGCACUUGGCUUCACGCCGCCGCCGGCUUCCUCAGCAGGACCUUCUAUUGGUGACGAAGGUCGGAAAAGUGUGGCGCCGGCCUCGUGUAAAUAUCAUUCUGAUGUCCUAUUUUGGUGUCUUUUCCGCCGUUUAUUUUUGCAAAGAAUCACGGUAUUUACAGUUAUGUCAAUUUGGUCUCAAAUGUACUUUAUGGAAUUUACAGUGUUAGUGGAUAAGUGACCUGGAAGACGAAUGUAAAAAUACGUUCGCCCGUUCCCUCUACCGACGCCGAUGAGCCUCAAAAAGCUAUUUUUCUUCCCUUCAAUUAAGAGUGAGUGGGUGGAAGACCCCCUGCAGCAGCAGCAAUAGCGCCAUUUCGCUUAGUCUCCACUUGGCAAAAACACUUUUCAAACCCACUCACUACUAAGUUUUUGAGGUUUCUGGUGCCGAUCGCGUGGGCCAAAUGUUGCUCCUUGCUUUGUGUCGGUGCUCGUACUAGCGUGCCUGAGCGGCGUGCGCCAGCUUCGCGUACGCUUCAGAAUAAAGAGAUUUACCAUUUUCUUUUUGUUUCUGUGUUAAGAUGUUUUAUUAAAACAAGAUUAUCAGGAUUUUAAAAAAUGUUUUGCUAUUUAUUUAUUUUUUUAAUUAUAAUUGAAAUUUUUAUUAAAAAUGAUUGUUUU